AUGUUGCCGUUCAAGGGCAAGCAAGUCUUGAUCAAGCUGAUAUGCGGCGGCGCUUUGCCGAAGGAAUUGUCCGAGAACGAGUUCGCCAAGAUGCUGGUGAGAACAGCGCGUUUCCUGCGUUGGCUAGCCGUGGGGCUGUACCCGGAGCAGUUCAAGCUCCUAGAGUCCGCGCAGGACAAGUGGUCAGAAGGCAUCGAUAGGCGCUCGGUUCUCUGCACAGUAAGCAUCUUCUGCGCAAUGGCUGCGCUCGCGGGCAUCUGGUCGGAUAUGUCGACGAAGGCCGCUGCCGCCGCAACGCCUCCCAGCGCAGCGGUGGCCUCGGCGGCCUCGUCGCCGCUGUUCUGGGCGCCGCCUCGGCGCUCGUAUCGGACAUGUGCGAGAGCGGCCAAUGUGAAGCUGUUGCCCGUGGAAGUGCCGCAGGAAAGUUGUCCUGGGCUAUUCUUAGUGCACUGCGAGCCAGACGUUGCGCCGCUUUGCGUCGGCAUCGACGUGAAACAGCGUGGGCCGCACAAGUGCUACGUCGGCAGGGAGCGCUGGAGUCUGCCGGCCGGGGCGCUGGACGAGGCGGUGUUGGCGGCUCGCGAUCGGUGUGUGGUAGUGGCAUUUCAGAUGAAGCCCGCCGAUCGAGAUGACGAAGAUCAUCGAGAUAGUUCGUUGGAUGGCGCAUUGGAUUUAUUUGCGGGCGCCGGCAUCGAGGACAAUGUCGCCGCCGUCUGCCGCGCGCGCAGACGCCGCUCGCACGCGGCGCGCGUCGCCGCAGGUAGCCCGAGCUCAGACCGCUCUCUGUCGCCGCCCUCGCCGGCCAGCCCAGCUGCGCAGCGGGGGGCGGCAGCUCUUCGCGAGCUCGGUUGUUCAAUUCGCGGCAUCGUGCCUUUUGACCGGCGACGUCUGACGUGGCACGGCAACUGCAUCCCGUUCGGCAUUGCGGCGCUCACUGGCGAUUGGGAUGGCGUCAUCGCAGCUGCGACUGUGGAUUCGACUGUGGAUUCGGACGAGAACGCAGCAGCUAUGGCGAGCGGCCUUCGUCGAUAUAGUGACUGCGCCAAUCUCUUUGGCGUUUCAUUGCGGCCAGUGCCGACGACGGCGUUGCAGGCAGAGAACAUUGCGCAGCUGUCGAAGUAUUCGAGCACGGCGGCAGCAUCUUACACUCAGAAGGGUUAUCUUGGGACGUACCUCGAGGCGGCGUUCGCUCUCGGCGGCGGGCAUUCGUCGACCCUUGGCGAUGACGUCGCUGCACGCGACGCCAUGGACAUGGUGGCCGGAGCCGGCGUCGAGGAGGAGGGGGCCGUUGACGUCGCGAACGCCGACGACGAGCACGCCGAGGAAUUGGAUGACGAUUCAUGCGUGCGCGUGCAUGCGAAUCUCUUGCAGCUUCUACGCGACGAGGUUACUGACUUCGAGAUGAUCGUGAAGUCGCUCUCUCGCACAGGCGCCACGAAGGACGGGAAUGGGAGCGUUGCAAGGUGCUUGCUUUGCCCAUUCAAAGAGUAUUCUACUUCGUCUGUAAACGUUAAGAGGGAUCUCCUUGCGCAUAUCGCGAAUCACCACGGCUUGCACAGAAAAUGCGAGAAUGGUAGAGAUCGUAAGAUGGGAUCAGGUCGGUACGUUGCUUCAGGCACUAAGCAGUGGAAAGUCAUCCAGGCGUUGUUUGACGACGACAUGUUAUCAAAGCAUCAACCGAAUAACUUGCUGCAGCGCAGUGCCGAUCUCAUGCGGCGGUCGGUGAGCCCGCCGUUGCGGUGUCUUGGUGUUGACAAGCAGAUUCGGCUGCUCCUUGACCACGACGGGCCCCGGUUUGUCAACUUCGAGGAGUUCGCCGAGCUCGUCUUCCGCGAAUCCAUCUUGCACGAAGGUCGAGUGCGCCCGAUGAGGGCGAGGAUUGUGACGCGCUUUAAGGAAGCCGGCAGUUGCGUCACGCACCUUCUACCAGGAAAGGUCGUUCAGUGGUUGUCGUUGAUGGAGGACGUAUUCUCGUCUCCGUUCGUAGAGGAAGUGCGAACCAAUCUCAUGGGCGAGUUGGUUGAUAAUACAGAGUUUGAGCACGUUUCGUUGGAUGCAACUCUGCGCACUGCCAUGCGCGUGAAAGGCCAGGCGAACUACAGGGAACCGGCAGAGAUUCGAGCGGCGGCGCCGUUUCCAGACGGCGUUGCCAAGAGGCGCAUUUUGACUGCCAAAGGUCGCACGUCAGCCGCCAUUGGCAUGUGGCCCGUGGCCAGCGAAGCGGCAUCCGUCGUGAAGGCGGCUCUUCGAAAUCACUUGCCCGAGCGAGCUCUCCAGCAGUGCGUCUCAGUGGCAUCAGAUGAUCCGUCGGCGACAUUGUUUGCAGAGCUCAAGCAAAUCAUGCCUCAGCUCAAGUUUUUGUGCCUAGAUCCUGUUCAUCUCGCAAUUGUGUAUAAUCAGGCGCACUGGCGGAAACAUUCUCCGGGCCAGGCAGUUUUGCGAAUCAUUUUGAAUAAAUUCAAUAAAGUGAGCUCAGAUUUAAAUGGCGCCGCGUGGGGCGCCCCUUACACGGGCCACCAGGCUAGCUCGCUGUCUGCCGCCGAGGGCCGCGCGCAGUCGUUGAUAGCCGGCGGCGGCAUGCAGAAGCGCCGAGCGCACAAGAUCAUUGCAGAUCUCGACGCCAAUGAGCCAUUCGUGAGAAAACUUGAGUUCAUCGAGGCAUUGGCGGCAUUGACGUCCGUCUACUGGGAAGAAGUGGACAGGCGCACCCCCGCCGCGCCAAGCAAGAAGCUGGCUGAUGUAAUAGCGAAUGCCGCGCAGCACAGUCGAUGCGAGUAUCUUUUUAAUAAUUUGCGCAUGCGGCACUCGCUGCCGGCUCGCGCGCUGCCAUUGCUCGGUUCGGGCACGAGCCCAAACGAAGCGCUGCAUAGCGAGAUCAACAGGUGGUUUAAGAACCAGCCGGAGUUGUACGCGCAGACUUUAGAGCUCCAGCUCGGCGUCAACGUAAUCGGCAAGCAAAUGAUGCAUAAUUCAGCUAUGUACGCCCCCACUCUGCGCCAGCUGUCUUCGCAAACUGUCGCAGCUAGCGUGGUCUGCUCGUUUGCGAUAUCCGCCGCCGAGUGGGCAAAUCAUUGCGCUUCUCAGGCGCAGGAGCAGAGGGCGCCGCGGAAAGCGCAGCUUCCGCUGGCGCUGCAGCGCAAAGCCGCUGAGCCCCUGGCGAACAAGUGGAAGGUGGAUCACAAGCGCAUGGUUGUUGCGCGCAAGCCAGCAGGGCAACAACAAUUCAUUCGCACCCUGAAGCGGCCGGGCGCAGCCAAGCAGCGCAAGCGCACGCCCUUCUCUCUUGUUCGGAAGCGCAGCUAA
This is a messenger RNA of Prorocentrum cordatum, 3303 nucleotides long. NCBI's taxonomy places the organism in Eukaryota, Dinophyceae, Prorocentrales, Prorocentraceae. The record is from the annotation of a GenBank genome assembly.